Molecule: messenger RNA, 646 nt
Organism: Panthera uncia (snow leopard)
Lineage: Eukaryota; Metazoa; Chordata; Mammalia; Carnivora; Felidae
Product: adhesion G-protein coupled receptor V1-like
Exons: 2
Coding region: 17-484 (155 amino acids)
Biological process (GO): negative regulation of adenylate cyclase activity; cell communication
Cellular component (GO): membrane
Molecular function (GO): G protein-coupled receptor activity
Source: RefSeq, a predicted model, not a curated record
UGCAACACUGGAUGAUAUGGAAAAACCACCUUAUUUUCCACCCAGUAUAGCCAGAGCAACUCAAGGAAGAGACUAUAUGCCAGCUUCUGGAUUUGCUCUUUUCAGAGCCAAUCAGAGUGAGGCAACCAUAACUAUUUCAGUUUUGGAUGAUGAUGAACCAGAAAGGUCGGAGUCUGUGUUUGUUGAACUCCUCAACUCUACUUUAAUAGAGAAAGUACAGAAUCGCCCAAUUCCAAAUUCCCCACGCCUUGGGCCUAAGGUCGAAACCACUGCUCAUCUAAUCAUCAUUGCCAAUGACGAUGCAUUUGGAACUCUUCAGCUCUCGGCACCAGUUGUUCGAGUGGCAGAAAAUCACGUUGGACCCAUUAUCAAUGUGACUAGAGCAGGAGGAGCAUUUGCAGAUGUUUCUGUGAAGUUUAAAGCCGUGCCAAUAACUGCAGUGGCGGGUGAGAAGAGACAUCCAAGGAGCAGUGAAGUGUUUUAGAGGGAAAUUAUAUUCUUAAUUAACAAAGCCACUUAGAGAUGUAGUGAGAAAAAUCAACUAGAAAACAAUAGUUCUCUUGCAUCUUUUUAAAGGCAUAAAUGUAGAGCUUUUAUCUAGCAUUUAUGGCACCAGUUUUGCAGAAUUCUUGAGAAAUGUUAGCAA